AUGAUAAAUGCAUAUGGGAUAUUGUGCCUUGGCCUUGGGACUUUAUCUGGAAGUUGUGCUUGCCCCCAAACCUCUAUUUGGCAGAGUUGGAAAUUGAUAUGUAACUCUAUCUUUAACCCUGGCUAUGAGCCUCCUCCAAACCCCCAUCACACUAUUCGGAAAUUUUCUAGUGAAUGGCUUGAUGCCAAUAAUGUGAUUAAUGCUAAGCCUACUAGAGAGGUCAUCCAAGUCCAUUGCAGUCUUCCUACCCUUGGCAACUUCAAAUUGAAUGUGGAUGGCAGCUGUAAAACAGAUUCUUGGAAGAUUUGUGCUGGUGGUUUCUCUGAUUGCCAAGGCUUGGAGCAAAACAGAGCAGCUGAUCACCUUGCUAACUUGGGGUAUGAGUUACCCUUGGGGCUUCAUAUCUACGAUUCUUCUCCUAAGAAGAGCCCAAGUAGGGCUGUGCCUUGUUAA
Molecule: messenger RNA, 453 nt
Organism: Prunus armeniaca (apricot)
Lineage: Eukaryota; Viridiplantae; Streptophyta; Magnoliopsida; Rosales; Rosaceae
Source: the annotation of a GenBank genome assembly